Messenger RNA from Chanos chanos (milkfish), 2001 nucleotides. RefSeq names its product tumor protein p63 (gene tp63). The transcript has 14 exons. Gene Ontology annotation, cellular component: nucleus. Gene Ontology annotation, molecular function: protein binding; RNA polymerase II cis-regulatory region sequence-specific DNA binding; DNA-binding transcription factor activity, RNA polymerase II-specific. The record is from RefSeq and is a predicted model, not a curated record. Lineage: Eukaryota; Metazoa; Chordata; Actinopteri; Gonorynchiformes; Chanidae. Bases 1 to 2001 code for a protein of 666 amino acids. Gene Ontology annotation, biological process: regulation of transcription by RNA polymerase II; apoptotic process; protein tetramerization.
AUGACUUCUCCAUACGGGGCUGUGCAGUACCAUCCUGAACGCACUUUUCAAAGAUUGCGGGACCCAUCAUCGUGCCUGGCGUGGGCAGAGAGUUCUUUCCUGACCACCAUGUCUCAGACACAAUCCUCACAGGGCACAGACAUCCUCAGCCAAGACGUCUUCAGCCAACUCCUCGAUAUGUUAGAUCAGUCAGCCAUCCACUCAGUGCAGCCCAUUGAACUCAACUUCUCAGAGGGAGAAGUGGACGGCUCUCCCUCCAACACCAUCCAGAUUAGCAUGGAUUGCAUCACCAUGCGAGGGCCGGAGAACAGCUUCAGCCCACAGUACACAAACCUGGGGAUCCUCAACAGUAUGGAUCAGAACAUCCAAAAUGGCAGUUCAACUUCCACCAGCCCAUAUAACAAUGACCAUGCCCAGAACAAUGUCACGGCUCCAUCUCCAUACGCCCAGCCAAGUUCCACCUUUGAGGCCCUGUCACCCUCUCCAGCCAUCCCAUCCAACACAGACUACGCUGGGCCACACUCCUUUGACGUGUCCUUCCAGCAGUCCAGCACAGCCAAGUCGGCCACUUGGACAUACUCCACAGAGCUGAAGAAGUUGUAUUGUCAGAUUGCAAAGACUUGCCCCAUUCAGAUCAAAGUUCUGACCAACCCCCCACAAGGCGCGGUGAUCAGAGCCAUGCCCGUGUACAAGAAAGCCGAGCACGUGACCGAAGUGGUCAAGCGUUGCCCCAACCACGAACUCAGCCGAGAGUUCAACGACGGUCAGAUAGCUCCACCCAGCCACUUGAUUCGGGUUGAGGGCAACAGCCACGCCCAGUAUGUGGAGGACUCCAUAACAGGGCGCCAAAGCGUGCUGGUACCAUAUGAGCCCCCCCAGGUGGGCACUGAAUUUACAACCAUACUGUACAACUUCAUGUGCAACUCCAGUUGCGUGGGCGGCAUGAAUCGACGCCCUAUACUCAUCAUCGUCACCCUGGAGACGAGAGACGGUCAGGUUUUGGGCAGGCGGUGUUUUGAGGCGCGUAUCUGCGCUUGCCCUGGGCGUGAUCGUAAGGCGGAUGAGGACAGUAUCCGCAAGCAGCACGUCAGCGAUGGAACAAAGAGUAGUGAGGCUUUCCGUCAAGCCUCCCAUGGCAUCCAGUUGUCUUCCAUCAAGAAGAGAAGAUCCACUGAUGAGGAAGUUUUCUGUUUGCCUAUUAAAGGCCGUGAGAUUUAUGAGAUUUUGGUGAAAAUCAAAGAGUCACUGGAGCUGAUGCAGUUUCUCCCUCAGCAUACUAUUGAAUCAUACAGACAGCAGCAGCAAAGCCUUCUGCAGAAACAGAGCUCCAUGCCUCCUCAGCCAGCCUUUGGCUCCAGCUCCCCCACCCACGGCAAAGUGAACAAACUGCCCUCCGUCAGCCAGCUGAUGAACCCUCAGCAGAGAAACACGCUCACUCCAUCCAGCAUGCCUGGCGGCCUUACAGACAGUAACCCAAUGAUGGGCGGUCACAUUCCAAUGAACACGGACAUGAGCGCACUCAGUCCAACCCUCCAGCCUCAGUUACCCAUGGUGCCCUCCUCCCAUUGUACACCCCCGCCGCCCUACCCCAUGGACAGCAGCAUCUCCAGCUUCCUUCUCCGUAUUGGCUGCUCUGCCUGCCUGGAUUACUUCACAGCCCAAGGACUGACCAACAUCUACCAGAUUGAGAACUACAACCUGGAGGACUUGUCCAGGCUGAAGAUCCCUGCUGAGUUUCAGCAUGUUAUUUGGAAAGGAAUCAUGGAGCAUCGGCAGAGCAUGGAAUUCUCCCCUCCUCCCCAUAUCCUGCGCACAUCCGGCGGGGCUUCCACGGUUAGCGUGGGCUCCACGGAGGCGCGAGGUGAACGAGUCAUCGACGCUGUGCGUUUCACCCUCCGUCAGACCAUCUCUUUCCCGCCACGCGAUGACUGGACCGACUUCUCCUUUGACCUCGACUCUCGUCGCAACAAGCAACAGCGCAUUAAAGAGGAGGGAGAAUAA